Messenger RNA from Neurospora tetrasperma FGSC 2508, 1134 nucleotides. RefSeq lists its product as uncharacterized. The record is from RefSeq and is a predicted model, not a curated record. Lineage: Eukaryota; Fungi; Ascomycota; Sordariomycetes; Sordariales; Sordariaceae. Bases 1 to 1134 code for a protein of 377 amino acids. The transcript is spliced from 3 exons.
AUGUCAGAUCACGUCGAUUUUUUGUACAUGAUCCCGAAUGGGUCCGCCUCCAGCUCUUCUCAAAGGGCUGUUGGAAUGGAAAGCGGCGGGGUAGAACAUAACUCUAACUACUCCACGAAUCUUUCCCACACCGGCGAUGCGUUCAUGACAACACCGGUGUCCUUGUUAAAUGCCCACAGCCAGAGAGUUGCGACUUCCCCUGCACCGUCUUCAUCCGGAAAUGCGCUCUUUCCAUUCACGAGCACCACGACCCCACAUGACUUGGGCUGUCCAAUCGGCUCUUCGCGCAUCGACCCGGCCCUCUUGCAAACCGACGAGGACAAGGGCAGCCACCACCUUCAGAUGCAGGAAGCCCUUGCCCUCCAAGCCUGGCAUUACCAGAGGUUCUUGCAGCUCUGCGAGGAUGUCAAGCGCAUCCAAUCACGAAUUCCGAACCACUUCUUUGCCCCCUCAACAACCUCUGCGCCCGCGGCAUAUGAACAGUGGACGCCUUCCUUUCCCCAUGGCAACCAUUCUCCUCAGACAGGAAAUCACUGUUCUACUUCAUCCAAUGACUUUCCAUGCAACGACCCAUACCCUCCCCUUGAUUCCAGCAAUUUCAUGACCUGGGUUUCUCUCCAGAAAGCUGGCAACACUUUCACCCAUGACUCCAGCCUUCUUCAGAGCCAGAUGGACAGAGGUGUGGUCGACAUUCAAAUGAAUGGCAUGUCCCCGGCCACCCUUUCCGGCAAUUCGACCGAGUUCGACUUGUUUACCUCUAUUGACCAGUCUUCCAACGGCAGAGGUACCUCAGCCUCAGAGACAUCAGUACCACCAGGGGCAGCCAAUGCCCCAUCUCCAAGCCCAGAACGCCAGGAACAGUCUCAUACACCGGCAACUGGCCCCAAAAGUCCCAGCCCCAGCUCUUCAGAUCGCAUCCCAUGCCCCAUCAGCACCUGCGGCCAUACAUCGGCGACUAAACGGGACAUGCAGCGUCACAUUGACGACAAACAUGAUGACAGACUUGAGGACUUGACUGGUACAGGAUGGAGCUUGAGCCCCGAGAUGCCGUGCUCUUACAGCGGCUGCACCUUGAAGUUCCGCCGCAAGGAUCGCUUGAAGAGGCACCGUGCCGCGGGAAAGCAUCGCCGUUGA